AUGGAAGGAUAUUUAAAAAAAUGGACUAACCUUUUUUCAAGGUGGCAAGAUCGUUAUUUCAUUCUAAAUGAAGAUGUUCUUCUCUAUUGUGAUUCUCAAGGAGGGUAGAUUAAAGGAUAGGUGCAUUUGAAAGUUUCCGCUUUGAUUUUAGUGCCAGAAGAUCCUUUAAGAAUAAUAAUCAAUACUGGAACAACUGAAAUCCAUUUGAGAGCAAACAAUAUCAAUGAGAAGAUAGAUUGGAUAAAUGCUUUGAAAUCUGCUUAAGACAAGUGUUUGAGUCGAUAAAGUGAAAUAAGAUUUGAGUAAAAGAUACAAGAAUUGCUUACUGAUGUUUGGUAGACUGGAGCUAUAUGUAUGAUAGAGAAUUAUUGUAGUUGAUGAAACAUUGAGUAUGUUGAUUCCUAAAUUGGAGAAGAACUCACAAAUUAAGGAGAUGGCUGACAGAUUAGAAAGCAUAGGGAAAAAUCUAAAAACGAAAAUCACCUUGUGUGCUCAAAUUGUGGAAGAGGAGAAGUAAAAGCUAUCAAAUAUGGAGAAUGGAACUGUAUAUGAGAGUUUUAUUCAUUAAAAUUCAGCAUAAUCAGUAAUGCGAGAAGAACAAAUCAAUUAUUAGCAUCAACCAUAACAUGGUCAAUCCUCAUAGAUGAGUAUAACUGAGAUCACUUAGCUAAUUAGAGAACGUCAACCUAUAAAAUAUGUACUUAAAGAAUUAGUUAUAUUAGUUUUUAGUCGAAUCUCAUUAACAAUCCUGCUUUUCAGAAAAUUAAAUUUACUAAUAGUCCUAAACGAGAUCGAUUGCCUUAUCGAAAAGACCCAAAUGAAAAAAUAAAUGUCUGGUAUUUGUGUAAGGAAUUGAUUGGAAAGGAUCUAGGAAGAUUUUCAGUGCCAAGUAAUUCAUUUAUAAUAAUAAUAGUUAUUUUGAAUGAGCCAUUGUCUAUGUUAUAAAGAUUGGCUGAAUAGAUGGAAUACUCUGAUUCGUUGGAAGAAGCAGAUAAAAUCGCAGGAGAUAGUGCAUUAAGAAUGUGUUAUAUUAUGGGUUUUGGUGUCUCACCAUAUUCAGCAAAUAUAGGAAGGACAAAGAAACCUUUCAAUCCUAUUCUAGGAGAAACCUAUGAAAUUUAAACUCAAAAUUGUAGGUUUAUUAGUGAGUAGGUGUCUCAUCAUCCUCCUAUUUCUGCAGGAUAUGCAGAAUCUAAAGCAUUUUAAUUUUGGGCUCACACAGAUGUCCAAACUAAAUUUAAUGGUUUAUGUUUCUAAGUGAAUCCUGUUGGAUUAUUUAAUGUCAUGUUGAAAUCAUCAAAUGAUCAUUAUUAAUUUAAUAGGUGUACAACUAAGGUUCAGAACAUUUUAUGGGGGUAAUAAUAUUUGGAUCAUAUGGGAUAAAUGAAGUUUGUAAAUCUUACUACUGGUGAUAAUGGAGUGUUGGAAUUAAUUGAAAAAUCAGGGAAAUCGGAGUCGGAGAUGAGAGGGUAUGUAAAGGAUAAAAAUGGAAUUGAGAAGUAUAAAUUAAAAGGAUUUUGGAAUGAUCGUCUUAUAGCUUAUGAUUCUUAAAGAGAAAUCAUUGUGUGGAAGAGACAUCAAUUGCCAUAGGAUUCAGACUGGUAUUAUAAUUUUACUGAAUUUGCCAUGUAACUUAAUCAUUUGACAAUUGAUAUGAUAAAAGUAAUUAACAUGUGUUUAAAUUAUUUAGGAAUUACCUUGUACGGAUUGCAGAUUGAGACCAGAUUAAUUGGCGUUUGAAAAUGGAUGGAUUGACUUGGCUUCAAGUGAGAAACAUAGGUUAGAGGAGAAGUAGAGAGCACGGAGAAAAGCUAUGGCUGCAGCAAAUUAAGUGCAUGUGCCAAUGUUCUUUGAGGAAAUGACUGAUCCUAAGACUAAUUUGAAAUGGUAUAAAUAUAAAGGGAAUUACUUUUAAUAACAAUGGAAAUAAGUUGGAUAAGAAUUGUUGGAUUUAUUUUGA
Paramecium octaurelia is the source of this 1960-nucleotide messenger RNA. Lineage: Eukaryota; Ciliophora; Oligohymenophorea; Peniculida; Parameciidae. The record is from the annotation of a GenBank genome assembly.